AUACAUAGUGUUCUCCCCAUACUACUAAAUGAAACAUCACAAUACCUUUUUUUUAAAAUAUUCCUCAAGAGCCCAGCGGAUACGCGGAUACGCUAAUUAUCUCAUAAACAUAAUCAAUAUCCUAACAUUUGUAACUUUUGAAAAAUAAUAUCUCCUGAUUCUACUAUCGUCUCAAUAUCGCCCUUACUUUCCCCUAUAUAUUUUUCGAAACUCUUUCCAAUGCCUCUCUCUCUUACUUCAACUUUUCCAACAUCAUAGCCACUUCAAUACUCCAACACCCACCCCAAAUAUAACCUGAUCGUGCUAUCCACGGGUACUGUGCUCGGACAGAUAGAUGAACCAGCCCAUACAGCCACUGGCUUUAACCUCCCCCCCCCCACUUCUCACUCUUUCUCAUUUCUUAGUUUCACCUUUUGUCCCCAUCCACGGCCACUGGUUGCUCACAGGAAGAUCGAUAAGCUGAUGCAGACCUUUGGCUUCCCCGUAGGUCCUGUGACGCUGUUUGAUGAGGUGGGCAUUGAUGUGGGAUGUCACGUGGCCGCAGACUUGGGCCAACGCCUACCACGACUGUCACAGGGAGACGUUGCUACAGAUGGAGAAAGGCUGGGUGGGACGGAAGUCUCAGGCCGGGCUAUACACAUACUCGGGUAAGAAGAAGAGCAUUAAUGAAGAUGCCAUUGCCUUGUUUAAGAGACAUGGAGCGGCUAUUCAAAGGACAACGGAGGACGCUGAUCUACCCUUGCGUAUGGCGUGUCGCAUGGCUAAUGAAGCAGUGAUGUGUCUGCAGGAGGGUGUAUUGGCCAAGGCCUCUGAUGGAGAUGUGGGGGCUGUGUUUGGCCUGGGCUUCCCACCGGCAAAGGGUGGUCCGUUCCGAUGGCUUGACACCUACGGGGCACAAAAUGUGGUGGACCAUUUGGAUCGCUUCAGAGAAACUUUUGGAGAGCAGUUCACCGUUUGUGAUUUGCUGCGAGAAAAUGCCAAAAGCGAAAAGAAAUUCUACUAGCUGAGGUGGCGAGUCUAAACUUAAUAAAGCAGAUUCUAAAUCGACAGUAGAUUUGUUCAAUAGACAUUCUUAAUAAAAU
Molecule: messenger RNA, 1082 nt
Organism: Sphaeroforma arctica JP610
Lineage: Eukaryota; Ichthyosporea; Ichthyophonida
Exons: 4
Coding region: 506-1003 (165 amino acids)
Biological process (GO): fatty acid beta-oxidation
Cellular component (GO): mitochondrial fatty acid beta-oxidation multienzyme complex
Molecular function (GO): long-chain (3S)-3-hydroxyacyl-CoA dehydrogenase (NAD+) activity; enoyl-CoA hydratase activity
Source: RefSeq, a predicted model, not a curated record